AUGGUCAUAGGCCAAUCGGGAACGGGACGGUCAACAUUCAUCAAUUCCCUCUGUGAUCAAUUAAUUGUGGAACCUUCUUCUACUGUGAAGUUGUAUUCUCCUGAAGAGUUGGGUAAUCCGGACAGAGAGCUACAGCUAAGAAAAUCAACGGUCGAACUUGAAGAUGAAGAAGGGGUGAGGAUUAACUUGAAUUUGAUAGACACCCCCGGAUUUGGUGACUCUAUUAAUAAUGACUCUUCAUUUCAGGUUAUCAAAGAUUACAUCAAGUACCAAUUUGAUGAAAUUUUAAUCGAGGAAUCAAAAUUGAGGAGGAAUCCUAGGUUCAAGGACAAUCGUGUGCAUGUUUGUCUAUACUUCAUAGUUCCAACGGGUCACGGUUUAAGAGAAAUUGAUGUGAGAGUUAUUCGUUCUCUUGGAAGCUUUGUUAACAUUUUACCAUGUAUUAGCAAAUCCGAUUCUCUCACGAUGGACGAAUUAAAAUUAAACAAAAGGCUUAUCAAAGAAGAUAUUGAUCAUUAUAACCUUCCGGUGUUUGAUUUUACAAACAGCUAUUUUAACAUGGAGGAUACUUUAGAUGAUGAAUCAAUCGAAUUGAACAAAUAUCUUCAAAAGACAAUGCCAUUUGCCAUUAUGGGAUCGAAUGCUACCGUGAAAGAUAAGGAAACGGGGGAAAUGAAAAGAGUGAGAAAGUAUCCAUGGGGUGCUGUUGAUAUUUUUGAUAAUGAAAUAAGUGAUGUUCUAACUUUAAAGACGACUCUGUUGGUAACACAUUUGGAUGACUUCAAGGACUAUACACAUGAAGUUUUGUACGAAAAUUAUAGAGCUAGAACAUUGAGCGAGGUUGAAAACGGUGAAGGAAACGGAAGUGCCAACGCUAAUGCAGGUACAAGUAUUGCCAGCGAUAUUAAUAGGGCUGCAGAAAUCACUAGAAGAAGAAUGGCUUCCAGUAAAAUCUCAGGGUCUUUGGCUGUGAGCCAUACUGAUUUGAAUAGUGACAUCAAUAAAUCAUCGAUUGCUACUGAAUUGAAAGAGGACGAGCAUUCUGUGUGUACGUCCGAGAUGGAUCCUAAGGAAGAGCAGAUUAAAUUAGAGGAGGAAAGAUUGAAAGCAUUCGAACAAAGGGUGCAAAGAGAUUUACUAUUGAAAAGGAAGGAAAUUGAAGAUAGAGAAAGAGAAUUGGCAGAAAUUGAAAAAAGAUUGGCAUCACAGGAAUUAACUGAUUGA
Messenger RNA from Brettanomyces bruxellensis, 1224 nucleotides. RefSeq lists its product as uncharacterized. The coding region runs from base 1 to 1224 and encodes 407 amino acids. Gene Ontology annotation, molecular function: GTP binding; molecular adaptor activity; GTPase activity. Gene Ontology annotation, cellular component: microtubule cytoskeleton; septin complex; septin ring. The record is from RefSeq and is a predicted model, not a curated record. Lineage: Eukaryota; Fungi; Ascomycota; Pichiomycetes; Pichiales; Pichiaceae. Gene Ontology annotation, biological process: cellular bud neck septin ring organization; protein localization to bud neck; cytoskeleton-dependent cytokinesis. The transcript has a single exon.